AUGGCCAAUUCUAAAUUUGAGUAUGUCAAGCAAUUUGAAUAAAUGCAGAAUCUCUUACCAAACACAUACAUUGUAGUCAGAAUAGAUGGAAAGGGAUUUCACAAAUUCACAAAAUGUUAUGAUUUCGAAAAACCUAAUGAUGAACAAGGACUUAAACUAAUGAGUUUCAGUGCUUGUGUUGUUAUGGAAACAUUUCCUGAUAUUUAAAUUGCAUACGGACAAUCUGAUGAAUUUUCAUUUGUAUUAAAAAAGGAUAGUGAGUUAUAUAGCAGAAGAUCAGAUAAAAUAGCUACAUGUGUUUGUUCUACAUUCACUUCAGUUUAUACAUUGAAUUUUGAGAAAUUCAUGAAGAAACCUUUGCAAUUUCCAUACAUCCCUAUUUUUGAUGCAAGAUGUGUCUGUUAUCCAGAUCUAUAAAACAUUAGAGAUUAUUUGUCCUGGAGAUAAGCGGAUUGUCAUAUUAAUAAUUUAUACAAUACGUGUUUCUGGGGAUUAGUUCAGAAAGGCAUGAAUAAAUAGGAGUCUGAAAAAACAUUAGCUGGUACAAAUGCAGGGGAUAAAAAUGAAUUGCUAUUUUCUAAACUAGGAAAAAACUAUAAUAAUGAGCUUGAAAUGUUCAAAAAAGGAACAACCAUAAUAAGAUAGCCUACUUAAGAAAGAGUUAACUUAAAGGUUGAAUUAGAUGUGGAUUCCAAAGAAUAAUAAAAAUUGAAUAAAAAGUAAAAGAAAAAGUAAAAAUACAAGGAUCUCAACUAAUAGGAAUUGAAUCAACUCCCUAACCAAUAGAAAGAGGAUUUGUAAGUUAAGGAGUUUUAUGUGGAUAUUAUCAAGGACAAUUUUUGGAUUGAAAAUAAAGCAUAUAUCUUGUUGUGAUUGUUAUUUGUUAAUGAUUAUACAUUUUAA
Paramecium tetraurelia is the source of this 903-nucleotide messenger RNA. RefSeq lists its product as uncharacterized. Gene Ontology annotation, molecular function: magnesium ion binding; tRNA guanylyltransferase activity. The transcript has 2 exons. Gene Ontology annotation, biological process: tRNA modification. Lineage: Eukaryota; Ciliophora; Oligohymenophorea; Peniculida; Parameciidae. The record is from RefSeq and is a predicted model, not a curated record.